UCCCGUAAGUCGGGAGGCUGCGGAGUCGCUGCAGUCCCUGCCACCGCCACAUUCAACAGGCAGCAGCGCCGCUGUCGCGCGGCCGCGGGGAGAAGGAGCGAGCGGCCCGCGGCGUCCGCCCGUCUGCUCUUGCGUCCGCGGCCCUGUCAGUAGGAGCGUGGCGCCCGAGCUGCCGGGCCCCGCGGCCUGGUCCGUGUCCCGUCCAAGCCACGAACUCGGAGGAUCCUGGACCCGCGGUGGCCUAGCAGCGAAGUUAAGUUCUGGGCGCGUCCGUCCGCCGCGCCGCGCCUCGCUCCGGCGUGCGUCCGCUGACCGCGGCCCCCAAUCUCGGAGCGACUCUCCGGUCGCCCCGCUCCGCGCCCCCGGUGGCCGCGGCUCCCGGUCCUUUCUGCUGGUGGGGGAGGGGCGGGGGUCACCAUGGCCGAAGCGCCCCAGGUGGUGGAGACCGACCCGGACUUCGAGCCGCUGCCUCGGCAGCGCUCCUGCACCUGGCCGCUGCCCAGGCCGGAGUUUAACCAGUCCAACUCGACCACCUCCAGCCCGGCGCCGUCGGGCGGCGCGGCCACCAACCCCGAUGCCACGGCGACCCUGGCCUCGGCGUCCGCUGUCAGCACCGACUUCAUGAGCAACCUGAGCCUGCUGGAGGAGAGUGAGGACUUCGCGCGGGCGCCCGGCUGCGUGGCUGUGGCGGCCGCGACUGCUGCCAGCAGGGGCCUGUGCGGGGACUUCCAGGGCCCCGAGGCGGGCUGCGUGCUCCCGGCGCCUCCGCAGCAACCCCCGCCGACCGGGCCGCUGGCGCAGCCCCCACCCGUGCCCCCCGCCGCCGCCGGGCCACUCGCGGGACAGCCGCGCAAGAGCAGUUCUUCGCGUCGCAACGCGUGGGGCAACCUGUCGUACGCCGACCUCAUCACCAAGGCCAUCGAGAGCUCGGCCGAGAAGAGGCUCACCCUGUCGCAGAUCUACGAGUGGAUGGUGAAGAGCGUGCCCUACUUCAAGGAUAAGGGCGACAGCAACAGCUCGGCCGGCUGGAAGAAUUCAAUUCGUCAUAACCUGUCCCUUCACAGUAAGUUUAUCCGUGUACAGAAUGAAGGAACUGGAAAAAGUUCUUGGUGGAUGCUCAACCCAGAGGGAGGCAAGAGUGGAAAAUCCCCUCGGAGAAGAGCUGCGUCCAUGGACAACAACAGUAAAUUUGCUAAGAGCCGGGGUCGAGCUGCCAAGAAAAAAGCAUCCCUCCAGUCCGGGCAGGAGGGUCCCGGGGACAGCCCUGGGUCUCAGUUUUCUAAAUGGCCUGCAAGUCCUGGGUCCCACAGCAACGAUGACUUUGAUAACUGGAGUACAUUUCGUCCUCGAACCAGCUCAAAUGCUAGUACGAUCAGUGGGAGGCUUUCUCCCAUCAUGACGGAACAGGAUGACCUAGGAGAUGGGGAUGUGCAUUCUCUCGUAUAUCCGCCUUCUGCUGCAAAGAUGGCUUCCACUCUGCCUAGUCUGUCUGAAAUCAGCAAUCCUGAAAACAUGGAAAACCUUUUGGAUAAUCUCAAUCUUCUGUCAUCCCCAACGCCUUUAACUGUAUCAACCCAGUCUUCGCCUGGCAGCAUGAUGCAGCAGACACCUUGCUAUUCGUUUGCACCACCAAACACCAGUCUGAAUUCACCCAGCCCAAACUACUCAAAGUACACAUAUGGCCAGUCCAGCAUGAGCUCCUUGCCCCAGAUGCCCAUGCAGACUCUUCAGGACAGCAAAUCCAGUUAUGGAGGACUGAACCAGUAUAACUGUGCACCAGGACUCUUAAAAGAGCUGUUGACUUCUGACUCUCCUCCCCACGGUGAUAUCAUGUCACCAGUUGAUCCUGGAGUAGCCCAGCCCAACAUUCGGGUCCUGGGCCAGAAUGUGAUGAUGGGCCCUAAUUCAGUCAUGCCAGCCUAUGGAAGCCAGGCAUCUCAUAACAAAAUGAUGAACCCCAGUUCCCACACCCACCCUGGACAUUCACAGCAAACAUCUUCAGUCAAUGGACGCGCCCUGCCCCACGGGGUGAACCCCAUGCCUCACACGCCCGCCAUGAACCGCUUGACCGCUGUGAAGACACCGUUACAAGUGCCUCUGUCCCACCCCAUGCAGAUGAAUGCCCUGGGUGGGUACUCCUCUGUGAGCAGCUGCAAUGGCUAUGGGAGGAUGGGUGUCCUCCACCAGGAGAAGCUCCCAAGUGACUUGGAUGGAGUGCUCAUCGAGCACUUAGACUGUGACAUGGAGUCCAUCAUUCGGAAUGACCUCAUGGAUGGAGAUACCUUGGAUUUUAACUUUGAUAAUGUGUUGCCCAACCAAAGCUUCCCACACAGUGUCAAGACUACGACACACAGCUGGGUGUCAGGCUAAGAGUUAGCGAGCAGGCUACGUUUAAAAGUACUGCAGAGUGUCUGACAGAUGGAACUGAGAGAAGCAGUCCAAAGAUGCCCUUCACCCUCCUUUUAGUUUUCUUGGUUUUAAAAAAAAAAUCCUUUUUUUCCUUUCAUCAGACUUGGCAGCAGAGCCACUUUCCUGUACAGGAUGUUUGCCCGGCGCUUGCAGGUUAUGUGCUCCUGCAGAUAAGGACUGUGCCGCUGGGAACCAUUGCAAUGACGUGCCAAACUCACUACACCGUGUAAUUGCAGAAAAGACUUAGAUCCUGGCGUGCUUUCAAGUUUUGUAUAUAUGCAGUAGACCAGAAUUGUAUUUGUGUGUGUGUGUGUGUGUAUUUUUAAUAUCUACUUGGUCCAAGGAAAGUUUAUACUCUUUUGUAAUACUGUGAUGGUCUCAUGUCUUGAUAAACUUUGCUUUGUACUACCUGUGUUCUGCAAAAGUGAUGAAUCACGAACUAAGAUCUCCAUUCUGCACUUCUGCUGAAUGACUUAUCUUGCCACAGGAUUCGUUGAGAAACAAGUAGCCUGUGAUCAAUCUGCUGAAUAAGUGGACUUGUGAAACUUUGGGGCAGAAUAAGAUUAAGUGCCAGCUUUGUACAGGUCUUUUCUAUUAUUUUUGUUGUUGUUUAUUUUGUUAUUUGCAAAUUUGUACAAACACCCUAAAAUGGUUCUAAUUUCCAGAUAAAUGACUUUUGAUGUUAUUGUUAGGACUUGAUAAUUUUUGGAAUAGAUAUUGAACUGUAAUGUUUUCUUAAAACUAGAGUCUACUUUGUUACAUUGUCUGCUUGUAAAUUUGUGAAAUCAAAGGUAUUCGGGGGCAGCAUUCAUAAUUUUCACUUUGUAUUUCUAACUGGAUUAGUACUAAUUUUAUACGUGCUUCACUGGUUUGUACACUUUGAGAUGCUACCUGAUGAUGUUUCUGACUAAUCCUAAAUCAUUGUAAUUAGUACUUGCAUACACAAUGUUUCUGGCCCUGUUUGAGCAGGAAAGUGAUGUAUAUUUACAGAUACUUUGUGUUUUGUAUGUAGAAGAAUUUAAUAUGUUUUUAUGUGUGUAUUUUAAAGAACUUUUACCUGCUCCUAUUACCCAGUGAAUUGUGUGCAGCGCAUAGCAGCAAGUCUUGAGGUGGGUGUCCCAUGUCACGUUCUUAGAGCUUCUCCGGGUAGGCCCUUCCAAAUAGAUGCCCUGUGUCACAUUGUCACAGUUCCCGAGGGGAGGCCACAGCAGAUUGAUGCCUUGUUCCUUCAGGGAAGCCUCCUGUCUGUGGGCCAGGAAAGGAGAACUUCGCCUAGAAUGACGUUCCUUUGUCUAGCUGGGGUUUUCCUCAUCAUCUGAGCUCUUGGUUUUUAUCCAGGUUGGGAAGAAUCACGUCACUUCUCAGUCUCCGUCCCUGUUCUCUGGCUCUAAACAGUGUACACCUACGGAGGACGUUUGAAAACAGGACUUCGUGAUUUACGUAGUGCUUUGUAUUCUUUACCACAUGGCAUAGAACUAGUUAAAAAUGGAGACAAUAAACUCGAAAGCCAA
Microtus ochrogaster (prairie vole) is the source of this 3920-nucleotide messenger RNA. RefSeq names its product forkhead box O1 (gene Foxo1). Gene Ontology annotation, cellular component: nucleus. Gene Ontology annotation, molecular function: DNA-binding transcription factor activity, RNA polymerase II-specific; RNA polymerase II cis-regulatory region sequence-specific DNA binding. Gene Ontology annotation, biological process: regulation of transcription by RNA polymerase II; insulin receptor signaling pathway. The record is from RefSeq and is a predicted model, not a curated record. Lineage: Eukaryota; Metazoa; Chordata; Mammalia; Rodentia; Cricetidae.